AUGGGUUGCUGCAGCCUCCUCCUGCCCUGCCUGGUGUCCAGUGGAGGUGGACUGGUGUUCGGUUAUGAGCUGGCGGUCAUCUCCGGCGCCUUGUUGCAGCUGCGAGAGGACUUUGGGCUGUCGUGUGUGCAGCAGGAGGCUCUGGUCACGGCCUUACUACUGGGGGCCCUGUUGGCCUCGGUGGUGGGGGGCUCUCUGAUUGACUGGCAGGGGCGUCGCGCAUCCAUCCUGUUCAGCAAUGGUCUGACACUGGCCGGGACAUUCUUGCUGCUGUUCACUUCAUAUCCUGCGCUGCUCCUGGGGCGGGCCACUGUGGGCUUCGCCAUGUGCAUCUCCUCCAUGUCCUGCUGCAUAUUUGUGUCAGAGCUUGUGCCCCCAGAGCAGAGGGGUGUUCUGGUCAGCCUCUAUGAAGUGGGCAUCACCGUGGGGAUCCUAGUGGCCUAUGCUGUGAACUACAUGCUGGCUGACACAGGAGAAGGCUGGAAAUGGAUGUUUGGGCUGGCCGCAGUGCCCACUCUGCUUCAGCUGCUCUGUUUGUGGCGUCUCCCUUCAAACACUCAAUCUAACUGUGCUCAUCCAAACCGUCUCCAGCAGUUGGAGAAUCAGAAGCGUUCUAAAGGUUAUAACUAUCUUUCUCUUUUCCAAACAAAAGACAACAUGAGGACGAGGACAGUCAUCGGCCUGGCCCUAGUGCUCUUCCAACAGUUUACUGGACAGCCCAAUGUCCUGCUCUAUGCCUCCACCAUCUUCUACACACUGGGGUUCCACAGCCACACAGCGGCGGUUCUGGCCUCUAUUGGCUUGGGACUGGUCAAAGUACUGUCCACUCUGCUCUCCAUGACUCUCUCAGACAGAGUUGGGCGUCGACCGCUGCUGAUUGGAGGAUGCUCGGUCAUGGCUUAUGUGAAUCAAACGGCACGAUACAGUGGAAUUGGACCUGGAGUAAAGCCGACUAACGCGCCGCCACUGAAUGCUCCGAACACAAACUGGGUGAUUCUCCUGAGUCUCAUGGCAGCUGUCAGCUCGUACGCUGUUGGAUUUGGACCAAUGACUUGGCUUCUUCUCAGUGAGAUAUUCCCCGCAGAGGUUCGAGGUCGAGCUUUUGCUUUCACCAACUGCUUUAACUGGUCUGCCCACGUGCUGGUCACAUCCACCUUUUUAAAUCUUAUUGAUGCCAUUGGGCUGCCGAGAGUCUUUUUGUUGUACGGAGCAACAGCAGCGAUCUCUGCGGCCAUUUUAUGCAAAAUUCUCCCUGAGACAAAAGGAAAAUCACUGGAGGACAUUGAUGCAGAGCUGCGUCUACAGAGGUUUUACCAGAAUGAAGACUGUUGUGGCCUCCGGAGGAAUAGUGCCCCGCAGUAUCACAUGGUGAAUUUCAAAGACACACUCGAGUUGUCUGUUUAG
Molecule: messenger RNA, 1404 nt
Organism: Knipowitschia caucasica
Lineage: Eukaryota; Metazoa; Chordata; Actinopteri; Gobiiformes; Gobiidae
Source: the annotation of a GenBank genome assembly